This is a messenger RNA of Colletotrichum siamense, 324 nucleotides long. RefSeq lists its product as uncharacterized. The transcript has a single exon. The record is from RefSeq and is a predicted model, not a curated record. The coding region runs from base 1 to 324 and encodes 107 amino acids. NCBI's taxonomy places the organism in Eukaryota, Fungi, Ascomycota, Sordariomycetes, Glomerellales, Glomerellaceae.
AUGAUCAACCAAGCGUCUUGCAGGUCCAGCAGUGGCGACAACUACCACAGCCCUUCGAUUCCGCCUACUUGGACGGAAUGGUGCACCGAUAGCUACUACAACUUCACUUCUGUCUCGGGAAGAGACCACGACUCGCAUGGAUACCAUCUCAACCUCACGGACUCACUCGGCGGGCGCGGGACUCAGUUCUAUCCGCGGUCACUGGUCUAUCGCGUGCAGAAUAAUGCGAACCCCGACGACCCCGACCCGUUCCCCAACUAUGCGCUCCGUGCCACGAAUGCGAGUUAUGCUCCACGGUGCACGCACUCUGCUGCAUCUUCUUAG